ACGUCCAGGAUGUCAAAUAAUCCAGCAGAAUCGCAGAAAGGUACAGACGUAAGGAGUUUAAUAGACGCAGUAGGAAAUGCAGGUGUAGAUAUCGAAGCUGAGCACGAGGCUAUCCUACAGUCAAAUGAUAUCCUACAAUCUAGAUACGCUAAUAGUAUCAGGCAACAGAGAGCACACACUCAGGACUUUCUCAAUAAUGCUAUUUUAAGAGAUAAAAUACGGGCUGCAGCCGCACCUCAUCAGUUACAACGAGUAGACGAGGAUUGCUUGCAGUUCCUAGCUUUAGCUACACAAGCGAGGCUGAGGCAUCUUGUCGAAUUAAUGAUACAGGCCAACUAUCAUCGCUGUAGUAGCUCACAUAUCGUUGAACCAACUACACUCCCAAAUGGCACACCGUUGUACUCGCAGGAAAUCAGGACAGAUGUCGAUAAACAACUCCAAGCGCUGGAGAAGAUCGAAAGGGAACAGGAAACGAAAGCUAGACGUCAGCGUGUUGAACGUAUUACCCAGGAGAGGGAACAGAUGCAUCUCAUACAAUCACAACAGCAACAACAGCAAUUCCUGGAAGAAGAUGACCAAAAGAAGAAAAAGCGCAAAAAGGACCUCUCAACUGCUAAAAACAUGAGCGAUGACGUACAAAAGAAGCUCUCAGAUCAGACCGCGUUGAGGAGUGCGGGUCUGGCACCAAAGUAUAGCUGGCUGACUGGUACAUCCGCGUCGUCCACCCCUAAGGGCUCUUCUAACCUCCCAAAACCGAAAUUCCAACCACAACAAUCAAAUCUUUCCAUAAAGAGCUCACAACAGAAGAUUUUAGGGCCACCUCCGCAUGAUGCACACCUUGGACAUGGUAAUAUUAAUAUAAACGAUGCUUUAUUUGCCCUCGAAAGAGAAAAGGGUAUGGGAGCAGGCAGGGGUUCU
Messenger RNA from Wallemia mellicola CBS 633.66, 918 nucleotides. RefSeq lists its product as hypothetical. The transcript has a single exon. Gene Ontology annotation, biological process: transcription initiation at RNA polymerase II promoter. Gene Ontology annotation, molecular function: RNA polymerase II general transcription initiation factor activity; protein heterodimerization activity; DNA binding. Lineage: Eukaryota; Fungi; Basidiomycota; Wallemiomycetes; Wallemiales; Wallemiaceae. The annotation marks the transcript as partial. The record is from RefSeq and is a predicted model, not a curated record. Gene Ontology annotation, cellular component: transcription factor TFIID complex.